UCGUGAUCAACUCCUGACAGAAACGUCUUCCUCCACCAGGAGAGCUUUUCCACUGCGGCGAUUGCGCAAUGCCGAGUCGUCCAGCGUGGAAUCAGGCUCACAAAGCAGAUCGAUGGUUGCUGCUGCCCGGAUGAGCCCAAUAUUCCGUAGUUGAUCUGUAAUUAGUAAGGGCUUUUGCAACCUUCCGAGUCGUAAUAAUACCUACCCCCUCUUGACCUGGACCGGACCUCUCCUCUCGGAAGUAUUGAUAUACCCUGACUUGCAACACACAUCAUCACCUCUUGCUUCUUUCCAGCAUAUACCACCGAGCCGUCAUCCACACUCCAGUCUCAUCGACAAGUCUCAUCAUAGUUGAAGAACCCGCCGACGACCGCCCGUGACUCGUUGGUGCCUCACGUCUGGCUCUCACAACACCGCAGACGACUCUUGCCUCAUCAAUCAGUCCCUCGACACCUCACACGAUGGCCUCCAUCAGCACAUCGCGACAGUCGUCCAUGACGGACGCCAAGGUCGACACCAGCGGUAUCGACUCAGGGUACACCUCUGGCCAGUCCGACUACUCGCCCUCGUCAUCGACGACCAACCUGCCCCUCAUGUCUCUCACCAAAGCCCACAUCUCGCACCUCAACGACCAGCUGGAGCACAUGCACCCCAUGGACAUUCUCCGCUUCUGCAAGAUCAUGUUCCCCAACCUCUACCAGUCCACGGCCUUUGGUCUCACCGGCCUCGCCACCAUGGACAUGCUCUCCAAGAUCCAGGAGGAGAACCCAGAGUCCCGCACCGUGGACCUCAUCUUCCUCGACACACUCUACCACUUCCAGGAGACAUACGACCUCAUCGACAAGGUCAAGGCGCGGUACCCCAACGUGCCCGUGCACAUCUUCAAGCCCGAUGGCGUCAACACGGCACAGGAGCUCGAGAACAUGUACGGCCCCGAGCUGUACAACACCGCGUCGGAGCUAUACGACUGGAUCGUCAAGGUCGAGCCGCUGCAGCGUGCGUACGAUGAGCUCAAGGUCGCUGCCGUCCUCAAUGGCCGUCGACGCUCUCAGGGUGCUGCCCGCGGAUCGAUCCCCAUCAUCGAGCUCGACGAGGAGCGCAACAUUGUCAAGAUCAACCCCAUGGCUGCCUGGUCCUUCAAGCAGGUCAACGACUACAUCAAGGAGAACAACGUUCCCUACAAUGCUCUCCUCGACCAGGGGUACAAAAGCGUCGGGGACUGGCACUCGACUGUGCCCGUCGCCGAGGGGGAGGAUGAGCGCGCCGGCCGCUGGAAGGGACAGCAGAAGACCGAGUGCGGCAUCCACAACAAAAAGUCGAGAUACGCGGCGUUGGAGGGCAAGUCGUCGGUGAUCCAGCCGGUGGCUUAGUCUCCCUUUGCUGGGCGAUCUUCUCCUUUGUGUCUUCUCAUGAUAGCAUGACUGGCGGGCAUUUGCGUUGGCGUUGGGGCUCUUGAUUUUGGAAUGAAAAUUGGUCGGAUGGAUGGAUCGAAGGAAUAUAUACCAACAGUGCGGCGCUCACUGAUUGACGGCUGUAGACAGCGAUGAAGACUCUGUAGACAAAAGAAGGAUAGAAUGAUGAUCAAACAUACCAUCAAUGACUCUUUCCAACAAUGC
Molecule: messenger RNA, 1616 nt
Organism: Emericellopsis atlantica
Lineage: Eukaryota; Fungi; Ascomycota; Sordariomycetes; Hypocreales; Bionectriaceae
Product: phosphoadenosine phosphosulfate reductase
Exons: 1
Coding region: 462-1370 (302 amino acids)
Cellular component (GO): cytoplasm
Molecular function (GO): phosphoadenylyl-sulfate reductase (thioredoxin) activity
Source: RefSeq, a predicted model, not a curated record